UAUCAUUAAAUGGAUGUUUUAUCUGUUAUUGAUAUAGAGAGAGGGUGUAUUAAAACAAUUUUGUAAUUCUAUCAAUUUUAAAGGGAAAAUCACAGUGAACAUAAAAUGGAAAUCAUCUCUUUCUUGAAAAAGCUACGAAUUGAACCGUUUAUGUUUUUUGUAGUAUUUACUCUCACAGUCAGAGAAGUAUCUCAACAGAAUUUAAUACUUAAUAAAGUUUGCAGAAUUCACUUCAAUUAUCCAGAAGAUAUUUGUAGUAAUCUUACGGCUUAUAAAACUGAACGCCAAGCCGUUGAAAGCGUGUCAAGUCAUUAUAAAAUGGGAUACACUCUAGUUACCAUAUUACCUUCCAUAGCAAGUGCAACAUUAUUAAGUCCGUGGAGUGACAAAUAUGGUAGAAGAUUUCCCAUGAUGGCAUCAACAUGUAGCUUAAUUUUAGAAAACAUUGCAUUGGCAAUAGUGAGUGCAUUUCCAUCUGCUCCUGCUUAUUUCAUAAUUAUAGCUGGAAUUCCAGCGGGAAUUUUCGGAGGAUUUGUAGUGGCAUUUUCUUCUAUUUAUACAUAUAUUUCUGAUGUCACGCAAAAAGAAAAUCGAACAAUUAGAUUCGCCAUUUUGGAAAUUGUAUUCAUUCUAGCUACACCUGUAGGAAUUGAAACAGGAGGUCAAAUUUAUAAAUAUUUCAAUGCUACUAUAGUUUAUGUGACAGCUAUAUUAGCAUUGUUGAGCAGUUUUAUUUGGGUUUUCUUCUUUGUCCCAGAAACUCGAAUUAGAGACGAAAAGAGCACCUUUAAGGAAAUGAUCCAGCAUGUGUUUCAACUAGAUAAUCUAAAAGAAAGUAUUCAUACGUGUAUUUCUCCCCGUCCUGGUAAUAUUAGGGCACAAAUAUGGUUAAUAGUUUUUGCUAUGACUGUCACUAUGAUGUGUAUUUUAGGUUCCAGCGCAGUAGGGUUUUACUUUUCACAAGAAAUGUAUAAUUGGACAAAUGAUAAAUAUUCCACCAUAUCUGCUGCAGCUAGCCUGUUACGCGGACUGGCACUUAUUAUCGCUGUUCCUAUUUUCACAAAAAUAUUGAAAAUACCAGAAGGUAUAAUUGGUGUAAUAGGCAUUUUCUCAAUACUUGGAGAAAAUAUCAUCAAAAGUUUAGCUUACUAUCCAUGGCUGUAUUAUUAUGCUUCUGUUACUGGAAUAUUAGGAGGAAUCAGUAGUGUUGCUGUGAGAUCAAGGCUUUCUAAACUAGUAAAUCAAGCAGAGUUAAGUAAAAUAUUUUCGUUAUUAACCAUUUGCGAAGCAUUGACGCCCGCAUUUUCCGCUGUUAUUUUCAAUGAACUCUUUGCGCAAACUGUUUCUACCUUUCCUGGAGCAUCUUUUCUGACAAUGUUUUUUCUCUUACUGUUGCCGGCAGUUAUAUUCAUAUGGAUCAAUAAACAAUCACUUCCUCAAACAUCAUCUGCAGACAUUAAUGAAGGAGGUUACAGAAUGGAAAGUUUCAAUGAAACAGAUGAAACGUUUAAAAGUUUUUCAUAAUUUACUCUAUUAAAAAUAAAGACAUUUUCAACUUACGUUUGCUAACCAGUUUUUAUGCAUAUAUGCACUAAAUUUCA
Molecule: messenger RNA, 1601 nt
Organism: Centruroides sculpturatus (bark scorpion)
Lineage: Eukaryota; Metazoa; Arthropoda; Arachnida; Scorpiones; Buthidae
Product: proton-coupled folate transporter-like
Exons: 6
Coding region: 106-1524 (472 amino acids)
Biological process (GO): transmembrane transport
Cellular component (GO): membrane
Molecular function (GO): transmembrane transporter activity
Source: RefSeq, a predicted model, not a curated record